UUUGAGUGUAUGUUGUCAUGUUUUUGUGGUAAAAUAAACUCUUGCUUGCCUAAAACAAACUGUAAAAAACAACAACAACAAAAAGACAAUGAAAACAUUCUAACACAGCUUUUGCACAUCGGAAAAUUCGAAAAUUCCUUCACAUUUAAGGUCACAAUGAGGGAUGUCCACGUAUAUUUUGGUGAUGAUUUUUUCUUUUUUUUUGCAUUAUAUUUACACACAUUUCAUUUACACACAUUUACAUUUACAUAGAUGUAGACUGUCCCGACACGGGGAUAAAAAAAAGAAAAAAAAGUCAGUGCAUGCAUAAAGAGCGGAAUAUUUCUUUGAAAACCAAAUAAAAUACAGAUAAUACUUUUAAGCAUAGAAAGUGUUCAUUAGAGUAAGGCUAAUAGGUGUGUCGGGUAGAUUAAUAAGAGUUGGGGGGGUUCAAAAUAUGUCUAAAUAAAAAAGAAAUGUCGCUACUUCGCUAUUACUGUAUAUCAGCUUUGUGUUCAAAGAAACGUACAUUUGUGAGUACGUUGAGACAAGAUCCUUAUUUCAUUCAUAACUAUUGUGAGUUUUUGGUUUGCCGGUGUGCCGUGAGAUUUUGUUGGGGAGUCAAAAUGGCCGCCUUGGCUCAAGGCUGGGAAACAUCGUAUGAACCAGCACUCCGUCUGAGCGCGCUUCAUCCGUACUGUGCCUUUCAUGUCGUUGCCAGUGCCGCGUCCUGCGCUGACUGACGUGAUGCUAUCUUGCUAAUAAGAACGCUGCAGGAUCACUUGUUGCCAUGACGACGCACACACUUACACACACAAAAUCGCCCAAUGGGAAACAGUAAGCAUGGCUGGCGAUUGUAAUGUAAUGUCACUCCAUGACCUGGAAGAGGCCCACGUACACAGGUCCACUCGUACGCCUUUCUGUGACUCUUCCAGUCUCCCGCGAUUUCUCUCGCAACCUGCUCCUGACCUGAGCCCCCCCCCCCUCUUCCGAGAACGUCUAUUUUAAUGCUCUCGAUCAAUCGGUAGGUGCCGUCUUGCGCUCGUCACGUCAAAAUGUGAACAGCGUGAUGCAGCACAGCGAGGUCCGCUUAAACAGCAAUUCUAAUUGAAGCGGGACAUUUAUUUCUCCAUUGAUGGGUCAAACACCCAUUGUGAAUGUUUCCAUUCAGCUCCUUGUUCGAGAACGGCCUUAUCGUGGUUGCAGUUUGCCUCGUUGUCAAACCGACGGCUAUCCCGAAUUUUUCUGCACCUCUCAACCUCUCGUGUCGCUAAACGUGUUUGGCAAAAUAUUAAAAACGUCUCUCCGUGUGAUGCCGUGUAAUAGAAUGAUAAUUAAAAAAAAAAAAAUUGUAUUGGUUUCUCAAUGGAGUGUGCCAGGCGUACCUAAUGAAUUUGCCGGCCUGACAGGAGAGCUCACGGUUCAUUCUUAGAGCCGGUGGAUUACCGUAAGUCUUUAUAUAGCUCAGCCAAUCCUCAUUACACGCACGCAGUAUGUACACUAAGUAUUUGUUUACUUCAGUCGAGGAUAUCUCGACAACGUAAUACAAACAAUGAGCAUAUAAGGACACCGGUGGGUGUUUAUGAGCGACUAAGCAGUGAAGCUGCUUGGGGUAUAGUGUCGAAUGAACGCUCACUUGUUAUGAUAUUAUAUACGCAGCCGCUCGAAAAGACUCCAGGCGGCCACAGCCAUAUCGCACGUACAGCGAUAAACAUACAUCGAGUUGCGUGCGCGUGCCGGCAAAAUGAGGAGGCUCGGGAUCGGAGGAUGUAUUAUAAGACAAAGACAAGACUAGUGAUGAGAAAUCAUCUCUUUACAAAGGGCCCUCGAGCCCAUAAAACCCCCGACAGACCUUCCUCUGAGAGGCUUAAGACGGGGGUGAGGGGCAAAGUGGGGCCCGCAGUUCACGUACGCCGCCUCUCAUCCAGCCAGCCGGCAAUUUGCAAUAGUUUCUUGCAUUCAUUUGGAAUGAUUAUUAUUAUUAACAAGAAAUCGAACCAAUGAUUUAAUGAGAGAAAGACAAAAUGUCAAGUGCACUGUAUAUGUAGCAUGUUCGAUUCUAAUGAUGUGUUCAUUUUCCUGUUUACAAAACAUAAACGACCAAUUAUUUCAUGGAGAUAAACGACUUAAGAUAAAUAAUGAAUGAAUACAUUAACAACCAAUUUUAGGGGGAGACGAGGCCAAAUGCACGCAAGAAGUAUCACAGGACUCUCGAUAAACGCUCGGUCGGCCGGACCGAAGAACGGAGCGGGCGGGUCUCGUUGGCCGCUCCUAUUCUGGACUGUUCUGCUCGUCUGCGGUCGAGCGGGCGAGUCGAUUAUUUUUAGGCGAGGCCAAGGCCUGUUCGGCGUAACGACCUCGGUCCGCUUCCAUUAACGAAGCCGCCUGCCGAUACUUGUUGCCCUCCUCUCCGCUGACGUUACGCACUCGCCAACGUUACACACUCGCCAAACACAUUUGCCGCCGUUUUUAUGGGAGGACAUUUUAAAGUGCAAUUUGUCUGAAAUGACAAUAUCAAAAAUCAUGAAGGUUGUUUUCUGCCGCGGACUGUGCAGUUCACUUGCCAGUCGAAUGAAAAAGAGUUUUGGCGCACCACUCGGGCGCGCCGUCCUUUACGUCAUUGCUGUCGCGUCAUUACAACGUGAUCAUCGUCAGCUGGUGCACCUUCUGAGAUAAAUAUGGAAACAAAAUUAAGACAGUCUAAGAACAUUAUAUUGUUUUAAGAUGAACGCAUUUUACAAAAUGAAUACAAACAAAGCACUUUAUGUCCAUCUGUGUUGCUUUUUCUACGUUGGCGCAAUGCAUCAUGGGACCGCGGGAUAUAUUUGGCUUGUCUCGUGACCCUCGAUUGUUCACCGCUUUUCAAGAUGCAUUGUGGGAUAUAUUGAGGGCACACGACACAUUCAAACCGCAAUGCAAAAUGAAAAAGUCACAUAACAUCGGUGCCUUGAGACGCGAGCAUAAUUUGUUCCGUGACCGCGCAUGUCACUUAUAUCUCAAAUCAUCGUUCCCUGUGGAAAUGAAUGGAAAUGCCAUUAAUCCAUUCCUGCCUCUCCUAAAAAAUGUUUGGGCCAUGAAAUUAAACAUACCGAAAUGAUAGAGUUAGAUGGAACGUAAAGAAAUUAAACCGUUUUUGACACAUUUUUUUGCUUCAGUUCAAUGGACAUUGUGCUGCUCCUUCUGGUGUGCACACCUUGACCACCUGGGGGCAGUGACAGACAUUGGAUAUACUGUAAACGGAGACCAUCUCAACUCAGACCUGGUUUCGGCCACCAACACCACCAACGUGAACAUCCCGCAGAUGGCCGACACGCUUUUCGAGCGGGCCACCAACGCCAGCUGGGUGGUGGUCUUCAAGGCCCUCGUCACCACCCACCACAUGUGCGUGCACGGAAACGAGAGGUUCAUCCAGUACUUGGCCUCCAGGACUUCGCUGUUCAACCUCAGCAACUACAUCGACAAAACUGGCUCUCAUGGCUACGACAUGUCUACAUUCAUCAGACGGUACGGCCGCUACCUGAACGAGAAAGCCUUUGCCUACCGCCAGAUGGCUUUCGACUUCACUCGAGUCAAGAAGGGGGCCGAGGGCGUCAUGAGGACCAUGACCACGGAGAAGCUCUUGAAGGGCAUGCCCGUCCUGCAGACUCAGAUCGACACGCUCCUGGAGUUUGACGUUCAUCCCAAGGAGCUGAACAACGGCAUCAUCAACGCCGCUUUCCUGCUGCUCUUCAAGGACCUGGUCAAGCUCUUCGCGUCCUACAAUGACGGCAUCAUCAACAUGUUAGAGAAAUAUUUCAAGAUGAAAAAAAGCGACUGUAAGGAGGCGCUGGAGAUCUACAAGAGAUUCCUGACCCGGGUGACGAAGAUCGGGGAAUUCAUGAAGCUGGCGGAGACCGUCGGAGUUGACAAAAACGACAUUCCCGACAUCAACUACGCCCCCAGCAGUAUCCUGGAGUCUCUGGAAACGCACAUGAAUGGCCUGGAGGACGUUAAGGGCGGCAAGAAGGGGUCUCCGACGAAGGGUUCUCCCACAAACAACAUGUCUCCGACUUCCACUCCGGCCAAAUCUUCAAACGCCGUCCCCGCACUUCAGCCUCCGCCCGGGGAAAGCGCCGCCGCUCCGGCUGCCCCCGAGCCAGCAGAAGAUUCCUUGUUGGACCUGGAUCCUCUUUCCUCCUCUGGCCCUCCAGCAGCAUCGGCCGGCCCCACGUCCUGGGGAGACCUUCUCGGAUCCGAAAUGGGCGAUUCCUUGCUAGCCGAGCCCACCCUGGCAGCGGAGGCCGCGGCCCCCUCCCCCGCCGCCGCCGCCGCCGCCUCCUCCACGCCCGCCCCCGCGGCGCCAGAAGCUGGAGUCCCUCUAGCUCCUCCCACUAGCACAGCGGCCGCCACCUCCCCAGGCGCCACCAAUAUGGAUCUGUUAGGAGAUGCCUUCGCCACGCCCGCCGCCGCCGACGCCACCGAGGCUUCUGCUGCGGCAGCUGAGGGCGGCGCCGCCUCCACGCCCGCCGCCCCGGUCGCCGGAGCCGCAGUCGCAGCCGGAGGAGGAGGAGAUGCCCCAGCAGCCGCCGCCGGCGCCGCCGCCGCUGCUGCCGCCGCCCCCGGAGCGGAACUCGUGUCAGCGUUUGACGGGCUAGGGGACGUGAUGAAGCCCACCCUGACCCCGCAGGCGGGCGAUGUUGACACCUCCGCGGCUAACAUGGCGAGUAAUCUGACGAUGGGAUCCCCAGCGGCCCCUCAGCCAGCACCCAUGGGUGACCCUCCAUUUAUGGGGACUCACCCAGGCUACGGCAUGCCCGGGGCACCGGUAAUUGGAGCUCCCCUGAUGCCUUCGGUUAGGCCGGGCUUCCCUGCCACCGGCGCCCCGAUGUCUCCCGCAAUGACCCAGAGCCCCAGAAAGCCUCCCCCACCCAGGAACGCUCUGGAUGACCUGAACAUCAAGGACUUCAUGUAGGCCGACACGCAGACCUUCAAAAGGUGCGCUGCCAUUCUGUUUUGAUUUGGUGGUAUUGGCGCUCUAUGGAUGUCUGCACUUCCCCACUGCCUCCCUUCAGCCAUGCCCUCUGACCAUCAGUGCAACGCCCAACCCCCCCCCCCCCCCCCCCAUUAUGUAACUGUUGUAGCACAACCGUGAAUGUGAACCCUAGAUACAAAACACUCUGUUUUACGUGUGUGGGUGUGUGUGUAAAUCAGUGUUAAACUUUACUUACUAUACCACGGUGGGGGAAAAAAACACAAAAAAACCAAACCAAAAAAAAGAAUGUUCAUUCUGGACAAAGCUGACUUGAAUGGAAUGGUACGGUGGUUUCUUUGCGCAUCUCGCAGACAUGGACUGUGUUGUUCGAUGUGGACUGUGUUUUGGUGUAACUUUACUGGCCCCCGUCCGCCCCGACCCCCAACACUCCUUUGUCGUCCCAUCUAAUACUGAGCUAGCCUCCUCCGCGUCCCAGCUAAUACUGAAGCUACGUGCGUCACGGUUGUACCUGCAGUAUGUCAAGCUUAGCCAAACAUGCUCCCGAUUGGUCAUGAAAAACAUGCAAAUGUGACCAUCUCUACUGUUUUAUGUUUACUUUUGUUAACUUAGGGAUUCUAUGAAAACGGGCAUACAUUUGUGCUCAAAUUUACUUAUGCAUUUUAGACUAUUUUGCUGAUAAAUUAUACUUUAUUUUUCAGUAAGAAAAUACCAUAUAUUUUAGUUACAUAUCUUAGGGGGAAAGCAUGUACAAAAAACAUCAGUUUCGUCGAGGCAGUAUUGAUUAUAAAAGCAUUGCUGGCUGUUUGAUGUGGCGCCCUCUGCUGGUGUGGCGUGCAUAGGAAUGAAAUAUUAGGCUGCUUGCAUUCGAGCAUGCGUGGAAGCCAUCUGGUCCAUUUGCAUAGUGGGAAGGCCCGCUGUAAAGCACUUCGCGUAUACGCUGGAUGUUCUCUGUGUUGUUUAUUUCUAAAAGUGCUGUAUCUUAAUCCAUUGUGGCAAUUACAUGUUGAAAGAAACAAAUAAUAAAGGCGACAAUGACAUUUACAUACAAAGACAAUGCAGAUAGAUUGUUUGCUCAGUAUUCCCAUGAAGGCUGUGUAUUUUUUGUGGGGGUGGGAUCUAAAAUGGAUGGUCCCCCCCCCCCCCCCCCCCCCCCCCCCAACCUCACCACCCCCUCUUCCUUAACCUGCAUGUGAGUCCUCCUAUGAGAUGCAAUAAAAUACAAAUCACCCAAAUGACCCUCACGGCUCUUCACUUAGCCCUGUUCAAUCUCGUUCUCUGAAUAUCAUCCGCUCAAAGUGUGUUGGCUACUAAACUAUUUGUUGGUACAGCAGACUAGACCACGACCAGCCCAGUAGAACCAGUCUUUGGGUGCACUUGAGCUACUGAGAACUCCAGUGAACUAACAAUUUUGUUUUUGUUGUUGCCAUUUUUACAGGAGAGUGAUUGAAGUUUUUAGGGCU
This is a messenger RNA of Phycodurus eques (leafy seadragon), 6411 nucleotides long. Its product is annotated as clathrin coat assembly protein AP180-like. Bases 3086 to 4930 code for a protein of 614 amino acids. Lineage: Eukaryota; Metazoa; Chordata; Actinopteri; Syngnathiformes; Syngnathidae. Gene Ontology annotation, biological process: synaptic vesicle budding from presynaptic endocytic zone membrane; clathrin-dependent endocytosis; clathrin coat assembly. The record is from RefSeq and is a predicted model, not a curated record. Gene Ontology annotation, cellular component: clathrin-coated pit; synaptic vesicle; clathrin-coated vesicle. The transcript has 22 exons. Gene Ontology annotation, molecular function: clathrin heavy chain binding; phosphatidylinositol-4,5-bisphosphate binding; 1-phosphatidylinositol binding.